Messenger RNA from Mytilinidion resinicola, 1487 nucleotides. RefSeq lists its product as uncharacterized. Bases 332 to 1231 code for a protein of 299 amino acids. NCBI's taxonomy places the organism in Eukaryota, Fungi, Ascomycota, Dothideomycetes, Mytilinidiales, Mytilinidiaceae. The record is from RefSeq and is a predicted model, not a curated record. The transcript is spliced from 3 exons.
CCAUCAUGAUGCCCAGAUGCAGCCAGGUGUGCCACACGUUACACAAACCGCCAGGCAGCCACACAGACUAAACUCGGCAAUGGUUAGGCGAGUCGAGUCGUCUUUUCCUUUCUCUUCAAAAUUCAGGAGGUUGGUCCAACAACCAUCGCCACCGCUAGCCGCCUAGCCUAGCCUCAAAGCAGCCGGUCUGCCUAAUUGCUCUUUGCGCCCAUCAUACAUAAUAUAUAUGUAUAUAUACGGGCCCCGCUCGCUGCCCCGGAUGCCCUUCGUAACCGCUCUUUGAAUCUGUCCUUUUCCAAAUUUGCUUCUUCCGCGGUCGAGUCCUGUCGUCAUGGCCGACGAAGCGCGUGCCGUGCUGGCGCAUUUGUUGGUGACGGUGCAGGAUCAGAAAUCGCGCCAUUACGAGAAGUAUGCGGGGUGGCUGCAGGGCAGUCCGGGGAUUGAGGAGUUUCUGUUUGGGUGUUUGAGGCCUGGGGUGGUGAGGUGGAUUGAGGGGGGGAGGGGGGCGGGAAUUGAUUCGUGGGUUUUGAAAUUGUUGAAAGCGACUGGUGGUGAUAUUAAAGGAAAGGGAGUGUAUCUGCAUGGGAUUCUGGGGUUGGAUAGGUUCACCCGCAAAUACAUCGGCCAAUCCACCGACCUCCCCCUCCGCAUCUACAAGCAGCACAUGUACUUCCGCUACCGCCGCGACCACCCCUCGCUGCACUACUUCGCCGUGCAACGCUCCAGCUUCGACGUCUUCUCCAUCCUCGCCGUUGUCCCACCACCACCAUCAAACCAAACCCCAUCCCAAGCCCCAAACUUCCACGACCGCCCCGAUCUCCUCCUCAACAUCCUCGAGAUGUGGCUCUGCCUUCUCUUCCGCUCGCUCCCCGUCGCCUCCCUGCACGCGUACCUACCGCCCGGGUCGCUCGUGAGCAUGGGCCCGCCGGAGAGCUUGAAUGUUGCGUUGCCGCUGGAUCAGGGGGUGGAGAUGGGGGAGCGGGAGAUGGUGGAUAUAAAAGCGGCCAGGGAUCCGUUGUUGAGGGAGUGGUUUAAGCUUGAUGAGGGGGAGGUUGCGGUGGUGGGCUCGGCCGCGACGGCGAGGCGAGCUGGCGGGCAGAGGACGGAGCGAUCAGAGUGGGGGCAGCGGGAAGAAGUUGGGGGCACAGAGGUUUCGCCUGUAAUGAUGUUCAUCUUCUUAGGGGCCGCGGUGGUGUUGGGGUUCCUAAUGUCGAAUCCGGGGAAGAGGUGAUAGUGGUGGAGUAAGUUGAGAGGUUGGUGUGGAGGUAGUGAUUAUGAGGAUGGGAUUUUCAUCGCACAAAAGUUGCCUAGAGAGACUGUGGUAUGUAAGAGUAGUCAAAGUUUCAUUGGUAGGCCGGCUUUGAUCUCGGUUACUGCAUAGAAUAGUGCAGACUUUUUCAAGCCCGGAAUUUUUCCCUUCAUGAACUAUCGGUGUAUAUUGCUAGCUAGAACACAAACCAGUGGAAAUGAGAGCGAGUUGAAAUGCC